AUGGGACCCCCGGGCAAUAGGGGAUCAUGGGGCCCCUGUGUCCUUGCCCAAACCCAAAAAAGCCUAUGAAAGGUACCAGGGGCAUCUCAUAGGGCCCCCUACUGACCCCGGGCCCUCGGGCAGUGCCCGAGUUCCCAAAUGGUCAGUCCGCCCCUGCUCCUUACACAGCACACAAGAACAAGGCUGAGACUAUCAAUCACAGGCUGCGUGCUGGAGCUCCCUUCCUUGUCCCUUUUUUUGUCUUGGUGUCAGGAAAACUUGUCAAAAGUGAUUCAUGCUGAUAGAAGA
This is a messenger RNA of Staurois parvus, 288 nucleotides long. The record is from the annotation of a GenBank genome assembly. NCBI's taxonomy places the organism in Eukaryota, Metazoa, Chordata, Amphibia, Anura, Ranidae.